ACCGGUAAAUAUCACUGUAUGUGUGUGCUCUGUAUAUAACAGUCUAACGUGUAUCUGGCACUUUAAAGCUCCGGUAACCGAGCUCAGAAAUGUAUGAGCGCAUGAGGAAAAGAUGUGAAAUGGCAGGGCGGCGGAUAUCCCUCUCAGCCAAUCAGGAGAGGAGCACUCGGAUACGGACAGGUGCUCGCAGCCAAUCAGAGGAGACCUUUGCUGUCGGAUGGGCUGGGCCUGCUGGCAGACUUGGAUAAUGUUAUACACAGCUGUUUUUUUCUGGGUUCGGGACUCAUGGUUCUCUGCAGGCUCUGACCUGAGCGGCUCCACUGAUGGGCACCGGCGGAAAGCUCCGGUCUCUGGGUCACGGUGUGUUCGUGUCUCGGGUCUUCUGAUUUCCAGCAGCACGAGUUCAGUUCGGUAAAGUUUAACCCUUCGCAGCAGAGCCAGACUUCACAAGUUGUCGGAACCAUGAGGACUGGGCGGGUUCGCCGCGCGGUGCGGGACAGCGGUGCGGGGCGGCUCCGAUCAAACGGUCUGCGCGCGGGUGAGCGGCUCCUUGAAUGGGGCGGCGUGUUUUGAUCUCCUGCGCACGAGCUGUUUCUGUCCAGUCCAGGAGGAGGAGGAGGAGGAGGAGGAGGAGGAAGGGUCCGACCGGCGGGGAGGGACUCGGCGGAGGGACUCCGACUUGGCGACUUGGUGACAUUGUGGUUCGGGGAAGGCCCAAAACAAAGAACCGAGCUCACGUCAGAGACGCGCUCACAGAUCUGGACUUCUUAAGAGGAGCUCUCUCGCGCGCCUGCGCAAUUACGCACGCGCUCUCUUUUUGUUGUGAAGUUUGAGUCUCUUCGGUGUUUUAAAGUUCAGAACCAGGACCAGGACCAGGACCAGGACCGGCGCAUGUGUGGAGGAUGGUGGAGAGCCGGAGCUGUGUCCAGAGGGAGGGGGUGUACCGCUGGUUCUCCUCCCUCACCUCAGCGCAGAGAGCGGAGUUCCUGUGCGGCCUCCUGGACCUCUGCGUCCCCAUCGAGCUGCGCUUCCUCGGCUCCUGCCUGGAGGACUUGGCCCGCAAGGACUAUCACUCCCUGCGGGAUGCGGAGAUCAAAGCCAACAACCCCGCAGACCUGUCGGGUCUCACCAACAUCACGGACGAGGUGGUGCGCAGCAAACUGCUGGUGUCCCUCGCCCUGCUCGGCUCCGACAACAGGGAGGCGGCGGGGGUCCUGUACCGGACUCUGACUCACAUAGACACGGUGAUCAAUAACUACGGCCUGGCGCUGAACGACGGCAGGACCGAGGAGCAGUUCCUCCUGCUGUUCACCAUGGCCUCACACCACCCGGCCUUCAGCUUCCACCAGAAGCAGGUGCUGAGGCAGCAGCUGGGACAGAUCCAGGACAUCCUGCAGGUGAGUGGAGGAGGAGGUGGAGGAGGAGGUGGAGGAGGAGCAGAGGCCCCAGCGGCGUCAGGCUCCGGCGGGGAUCGAGCUGCCGCGUGUUACGCCCAGCCGCAUCACCACUAUCACCAUCAGACCGUCUCCCUGCCGAUGGGCCCGUUGUCACCCGCCGCCGCCGCCUGCUCGCCGCCCGACGUCAGCACCGCCUACCUGCCUCCGUCAGCCUGCCAGCCCUGCCACACUCACUGCACCUGCUGGCACAAGAGCCAGACCAGAGAGGCCGGAGCAGUCUCUGGGCCGAGCUCAGGGGUCGCCAUGGGGCGUCGAGAUCAAGCGGCCAGUCAGCAAGAGCUCAGCCCUCCUCACCCAGAACUCCCACCACCUCCUCCACCACCACCACCUCCUCCACCACCUCCUCCUCCUCCACCUCUACCUCCUCAUGUACCUGCUGGGAAAGGCCCGGAUGCAGCAGCACCAACCAAGAGCCACAAAGCAGGAAAAGCGGUGAUUGAGAGGGUGGUGCUGAGAGGAGCGACACACAAGUCGGAAGACGCUGGUGAAUACGUGUUUGAGGCCAGCUGGUCAGAUGGUUUUGUGUCAUCCGUUGUCAGAACUCAGCAGGAGGUGACUGAGCUGCUGUCCCAGCUGUCACAAGCGUUUCCUGAUGAAGCAGUGGAGAAAUUCCUCCCUCAGUCUAUAGAGCUGGACCCCAGGUGUCUGACAGCACUGCCCUGCCACGUCCUCCAGCACCACAGCGUCCAGCUGUUCUUUGCCUCCGCCAGGCCACUCUCACCCAGCUGUCCCGCCUCGCUGCCCACGGCUCCCGUAGCGCCGACCUGCCCGUUCACCUCCAGCUCCGGUGUCGGCUGUAUGGUUCAGUACCGAGGGACCAGCAGGGCGGUGUACCGAGUGGCCAGCGUCCAGCCCGUCGUCAGCACCAACAGCUCCGUCUUGACCCGCCCUUCUCUUCACCUCUCCUCCCUCCCUCCUCCUCUUCCUCCCUCCAUUCCUCCCCCCCAGCUGUCCUCCCUCCCUCCCCCUGUUGGAGGUGAUCCCUCACCUCAGCCCCAUCCCCAGCACAGUCAGUCACACUCAUACUCUCAGCCCCAGCAGCACCACCUUCAUCCACAAACCAGCAGUCAGCCCAGCGCACAGCCCCAGUCCAUGCACCAUUCCCAGCCCACAUCCCAUUCACAUUCCCAGUCCCUUUCCUACCCCCAGUCUCAUUCCCAGUCCCGUUCCCAGUCCCAUACGCAGCCACCGUGCCAGUCCCAGCCCAACACUCCGGAGCAGAACGGCAUCCUGGACUGGCUCCGCAGGCUUCGGCUCCACAAGUAUUACCCCGUCUUCAAACAGCUCACCAUGGAGGAGUUUUUAGCGCUGACAGAGGACGACCUGAACAAGUACGACCUGACCCAAGGAGCGAAGAAGAAACUCAAGACUCAGCUGGAGCUACAAAACAGGGAGAUGAAGAUGGAGAAGCGGUCCUGCAGUGGCAUCGCCAGGGUGACGCCUUCCAUCCACAUGGGACCUUCAGCACAUCCCACCUCUGCUGCAGGAGAGCUGCGAGUGGAAGUGGACGCCGUGUCGCACCAUCACCCCGUCUCAACAGACAGCAGCUCAUCCUCGGGUUACUCCAGCUCCUCCUGCUCGCCUCGGACGCCGCUCUGCUGUGACUCCACCUUUGACAGGACCAGAGACAUUCACAGGCGUGUGUCGGGUCCAGACGCAGUAGGAGGAGGUCCAGACAACGAGCGGUCCUGCCUCUUCAUCCUGAACUCCACAGGCUCCAGUCGUCCCACAGCUCAGGUCCUACCCGUCCAAACCGAUCCGGCUCCCCCUCUGCCUCCCUCCUGCUCCUUCGGCCUCCCGCAGUCUCCCUACCACCCUCAGGCCAGUUACCCCCAGACCCUGCUCUCCCCGGUCUCGAACCCGGCUCGCAUCCUGACCUCCCCACGCAAGCCCAGGCCGCCUCCGCUGUGCACCGAGGACAGGACUAAGCCUCUGGGCUCGGGCUUGACGGCAGCUGGUGCUGGUUUUGGGACAGGGCUCAGUGUAGGGAUGGGGGUGAGGCUGGAGAACCUGUUCCCCGGGCUAAACAUGGACGGCUCCUCUGCGCUCCAGGACUCGGUGGUUUGCCGUGGCCUGGCAGGAGGCACCGUAGGUCUGAUGGUUGAAACCAGUUCUGCUAUGACCUCCACCUCCAACAGCCUCCACCACUUCUCUCACCCACCUCUGCACUUCCACCUCUCGUCAUCUUCGUCGCCCUCCCCGUCUGGAUACUACUCCUGCCCACCUACUUCCUCCUCCUCCUCCGCCUCCUCUUCCUCCUUCUUCUCUUCUUUCUCCUCCUCUUCCUCCUGCCCGUCCUCGAAGUCCGGCUCACAGUCUGGCGGCUCCAGUAGUGGUGGUGGCGGCUUUGUUCCCAUGGCAACCGCGAGCAGUGGCGUUCCAGUGGCGGCAGUGCCCGGCAACACUUACUACCCGCCACAGCCUACCUCUAGCCCCUCCCCUUCCCCCUCCUCUGCCUCUUCAUUGGAUCAAAGUUCAGGCCACACCUCCUCUGUGUGCGUUUGCAGCUCCUGCGGUUGCCGCGGUAACUGCGGUGCCUACGGGGCGUUGCCUGGAUACGCAGCGGCUGGCUACCUGCAGCCGUUCUCGGCUGGCCCGUCCCUCUUCACCCUGGGUCCUCUGCUCCACCUCAGCCCCCUCAUCGCUUCGUCCAGCGCCGCCGCUGCGAGCGGAGCCACGCCCUUCUCCUACCCGAUGAUGGUGCCACCGCCCAUGUACCGCCACAGCCCCGCGUCGCACGACCAGCAGCAGGGCUUCGCCUUCUACCAGCCGCAUGGCAUCAUGGGAAACGGAGGCCAGAAGCGUGCGGCGGGGAACCUGUCCUGUUACAACUGCGGCGCCAACGGACACCGAGCGGAGGAGUGCAAACAGCCACCCAUGGACUCCGCUCAGCAAGGGACGUUUCGGCUGAAGUACACUCCCCACUCUGACAGUAAGGACUCGGGGGACUAACCAGCCGUGGAUCUGAACUCAGUGACACAACCGUACCUCACGCUGCCGCCCGGAGCUGAAGCAGGCAGCAGCAGCUGCCGAGUUUACCCGGGCAGUGUGCUUCUUCCUAGGUGCAACGAGGCAACGCGACGUCUGCUCGAGCUGAAAGCACCAACCUUAUUGGAACUCUUUUUUACCACAGCUUACGGAAAGGUGGACAGAAGACGAACCGGGUCGCUGUCAGACCUCCGCAGAAAGUGUGCCUGGCUUCAGACAAUCAGUCCUGUUAUUUAUCGUGACUACGCGUUUAGAGUUUUCUUCUCAAGUUUCCUCGAGAACUCGAGUUAUGUGUUCUAAACAUGAAACCAAGUUUAUGGCAUAUCUGCUCUAAACCCACGAAGAAGAACCUCUGACGUCUCAUCCUCUCAGAGCCCCAACACUUUAGUUUUCUAAUAACGGGAAGUUUUACGAUACGUAUGCUCA
Larimichthys crocea (large yellow croaker) is the source of this 4871-nucleotide messenger RNA. RefSeq names its product zinc finger, CCHC domain containing 14 (gene zcchc14). NCBI's taxonomy places the organism in Eukaryota, Metazoa, Chordata, Actinopteri, Sciaenidae. The transcript has 14 exons. Gene Ontology annotation, molecular function: protein binding; nucleic acid binding; zinc ion binding. The record is from RefSeq and is a predicted model, not a curated record. The coding region runs from base 903 to 4409 and encodes 1168 amino acids.